This is a messenger RNA of Fusarium venenatum, 1332 nucleotides long. RefSeq lists its product as uncharacterized. The record is from RefSeq and is a predicted model, not a curated record. NCBI's taxonomy places the organism in Eukaryota, Fungi, Ascomycota, Sordariomycetes, Hypocreales, Nectriaceae.
AUGGCCAACGAACCCCGUGUAGAAUGGUUUCUUUCUAAAGCCAACCUCAAUCCUCCUCUACGUCUUUCCCAUCUCACCAUACCCGCAGACCAAGAUUUCCUUCACUCCGACCUCCCAAAUCGCGACAAAGCACACAGCCUCCUUGUUCAAACACGAAAAUGCUCUCCCAACUACAAACCUCCUGAAAGCCAGGUGUGGCACCAUUUCCGCACGAGAUCACAAAAGGCCGCAGUGUGCAAUACUUUGAAUUGGACUUUCGCAAAGCAUGAACUUGCCAGAGCCUUUGACGCACUGCUAAGCCAGCCUAUGCUUCCUCCCACCGGAGUCGCCCAGGCGUUGUUGAUGCAAGCUCGUCUAUCUUCGAUGGAUGAACUUUGGGGACAUCUUCAUGACCAAUCACUCGAGAGGAAAUUUAGAAGCAAGCGUCUGAGCUCGGACAUUGUCCAGUUCGAAACAACUAUGGUCGGAAUGACGUGGUUGGACAGAGUUGUGUCGCUUGACAACAUUAACUACAUCCACCUCAUAUGUCAACUCAAAGUCAGCCAGGCCGUUUUGGACAGAGCACUUGGCAUCGCGUUGUCCAAAUCUUCGUUACGGGCGAUGAAGCUACUCCUCAGCUUUGGAGCUGUUGUGUUGAGUGACGAGGAGACGAUAGACCAGCACAUCCGAGCUGGUAAUUUGGAGUUAAUAGAACUAUUGUUAUCAGCUCCUGACUCCAUGGGUACUGGCGCCUGGAAGGAAUGCCUCCAUCGAGAGAUUCUCAGGGCCACAAGCGGUGGGACAUUGUCUGUAUCAUUCCUCCUCCUGCUCUUGGCAAAUCGUCCGGAACUAGUCUCUGCCUCAUUACUACUGAGCACACUCAGAUUGGAAAAUUUUCAAGCUACAGCAAUCGUGAUGGCUUAUUCAGGCUCAAGCCAAAUCUUUUUCAACAUCCGUCACCAAGCUUUUGAGUUAAUAUCUCGUUACCCAAGUAAUACGCGACUAGCCUUCUUUACACUUCUAUCCAAUUGCGAACUGAUUGAAGAUAGCUUGCUGGCUCGCAAGGAGGUCUUGGAAGGUGUAAAGGCCCGUGACACAUCGCUAGUUAAGCUCUUGGUGGGAGAUGGUGUGACUGUGGAUGAACCGUCACAAAACGCUUUAAAAUGGGCUGUUUCUCAGUUGGACUUUGAGAUGAUAGAGAUUCUUACUCGUGGUAGUAUCACAUCCUCUCCUACUCUUUGGUCAGCCCAUAUACCAGAGAUUGCCACAGAACAGGAUAUGAGUCACAUCUGGGCAAUCCUUCGGUCGGUGGAUCCAAGACGGCAAUCUCUUGCUGAAGUUGGCAUGGACUAG